AUGGUGGGCAAGAAGUCGGGCAAGGCCCUUCGUGACGAAGGUCUCGAGCGGACGGACAACAACAUGGAGCUGUCUAGCUGGCCGCAAAUCCCACCUAUCAACCAAAAAAACUAUUAUACCGACUAUCUCAAGAGAGAUGAUCAGUACCUGGCAUUCAGACUCCAGAAUGAGGAGGCAAGGACGAGGAUGACCAAAUCCGCCAAGGACAAAGACCGUGCCCUUGCAAUGGCCAAACCCAACGAAGCGGGUGAAGCAGAAGCAGACGCGGAUGGCGAUGCCAAUAUGGAGGACGCGGAGGAAGUACCAGCGGAGACCGCUGGCUCCAAGGUCAUUGUCAUUCACAUUGGCAGCCAGAACCUGCGUAUUGGGCUGGCCAGUGAUGCCUUGCCAAAGACAGUACCGAUGGUGAUUGCGCGAAAGUCGAAGACCAGCGAAAGCGAAGACCAAGAGGAACCUAAGCCGAAAAGGCAGAAGCGAGACGAUGGCUCUCCCGAGGAGCCAGAGAACCUUUUUGGUGAGGAGUGGUCAUCUCACUUCAACCGAAUGUCGGCAGACCUCAAGGUGCACAUGCGACAAAACAAACGACGAAUGUUGCCCAACUCGAAAGAAAUGGUGGUCAACUAUAACCGGAGGACGAACCCCGAAAUCAUUUCAGAGCACAACGACCCCCUGCGCGUCGACUGGACCGAGCUGUCCAACCCUCCGCCAGAGUACAUCAUUGGACAGCCUGCAUUGAGGGUUCCAGACUCCUCAAAUCCCCGCUACAAGCUCUAUUGGCCCAUCAAGCACGGAUGGUGUAAUGAACGGGACUACGAGAGCAAGAAAAUGCUGUUUUUGGACAUUUCGCUGAUCCUGGAAGAUGCAAUCAAGAAUCAACUGGGUCUGUCCAGCAAGAAAGACUGGCCCCAGUACUCUUGUGUGUUCGUCAUCCCUGACCUGUACGAGAAGUCCUACGUCAAUCAAGUGUUGGAGAUGUUGAUGCGGGAGUUCGCAUUUGCGCGGGUGUGUUUCAUCCAAGAGAGCCUUGCGGCAACAUUUGGUGCCGGCUUCACCUCUGCUUGUGUGGUGGAUGUUGGAGCAGAGAAAACGUCGAUCUGCUGCGUGGAGGAAGGUAUGUGCUUGGAGAACUCGCGCGUGAACCUGAAAAUGGGCGGCCGAGAUGUCACCGAAACCUUCAUCAAGAUGAUGUUGCAUGACCAUUUCCCCUAUGCCGAUAUAGAUCUGUGGCGACGGUACGACUGGCUGCUGGCCGAGGAGUUGAAGAAGAAUAUUUGCACGAUGAACGAGGCCAGUGUUUCUCCGCAGGUCUUUGACUUCCAUCUCCGGGUUUCAGGUCAAGAUACUGUGAAGCAUAACUUUAAAGCUUUCGAUGAAGUUCACUUGGCCCCAAUGGGUUUCUUCGAACCAACACUGUUUGACAACAGCGACAAACUCAAGGGACGUGGAAAACUGAUCGAUCGUUCUGUUGACAUUUACGAUGGUCAGAUGAAUGAUCCUGCCUCUGGGGCUCAGUCCGAGAUCAUGACUGCUCUUGCGCCCCCGCUUUCCCCCGGCGAAAAACAAGAUGGUGACGCUUCAGGAGUACCCGCGGAGGUCCAAGCCACUCCCAGCAAACCCCAGCAGCCCAGCGUAUUGGGUCGACUCCAGGAGCAGGAGGCUACGCCUCGCUCUUCCGUUGCUGGUUCCCCGGCGCCAGAAGCUGCAGGAACUCCCCAGGCGGGUGCCAGUACCCCUGCUGCACUCGCGCCGACAACUCAGCCGGCCCGCUCUGCGGUAGAAUAUCGCGAUGAUAUUUUGCCCGUCUAUGCCUUGGACAAUGCCAUCUUAACCUCCAUCGCACACGCCGCUCGAUCUGAUGAAAAGAAGAUGCGUGACUUCAUCGGCGGUAUCAUGAUUGUCGGUGGCGGUAGUCUGACGAGUGGCUUCAAUCUGUUCCUGGAGGAGCGGCUCCAAAUGCUUCGCCCAGGCUUUGCGAAGGAUAUCAUGAUUGCUCGCGAUCCACUUCGACCCAUCCGUCCUUCUAUCCCAUUCCUCCCGGCUGUUUAUCUUCGCUCUGAGCUGGUCACCGAAUUCGAAUCCCGCUCCGGCGAGUCUGAUAUUCACAUCGACCGCAACAUGUCUUCCAAGUCCAAGGAAAGCCAGUCCUCUGGCGGCUUCCAUCAGGAGUACAUCGCAUCUCUGCGCUACCGCAAUGACCUCCCUCCACCUGAAAUGCCCCCAAAGUUCCUCGAUAUUCCCCAUGAAGGCCUGAGCCGUUUCCUCACUCCUGGUUUUGCAUCGAACCUGGCACGUCGCGAGGAACCCAAUGUUGAUGUUGAUGCCGAGGGCGGUAUGCCCAUUGACCUUGUUGGUAUCCCGGGUCUUCACCUGGGAGAUGAGAGUGCUAUCAUGGCUCCCGAGCACCCCGGUCCUCUUGACGAGGCAGACCUCCCCCUGCUGAUGACCCUUGAUCAGCUUCGCAACCCUGCUCCCAAGAACACGAAUGUCAGCUUCCUUCGUCGCACUCAGCACAUCUCAGUUGAUCGCGCAGCAGCAGCACUGGGCACGCCGGCCAGAGCUCAGGCCCGCCCUGGUAAGAAGGGCAAGGUCUCAGUGGAUGACCCGCGGCACAUCAAGAAAUUCAUUCAGAAGGGCUUCGAUGUUGCAUACCCCGAGAGCAAGCACAUGGGAGAAGACACAGAGAGCCGUAUCCGUGGUCUUCCCGCCACGAAGGCUGAUACUGACGCUUGGGCAAACCCCGUCCACCCGGACAACCCGAAAUUGAAGCCCGUUGGUUUCUUCCCAGUCUUGCCUGAUCUUGAGGGCUUCCCGGAUCCUGGUGGCUAUGUUCAGUUCAAGUUCGACAAGGCGCCGGUUGCUGGCAUUGCUGGCAAGCGCGAUAAGCGCAUGGAAGCGGCACUUCAUGAGGCCAACCCUAAUCUCUACCCGGACCCUGGUCCGAUUCCAUUCGACUACGAGCUUCUCUUGCCCGAGAAGCCUGAAAAUGCCAAGAAUAUCCGCACCAGCAUGAACAUCAACGACCCGAACCGCGACGACGAAAGCCUCUACACCCACGAAGGACCUGAUGGCACGAAGUUCCAUCGCUAUGACCGUGCCCGCACCUACGCCACCAGCAUGCAGUCUCUCAACACUGAACAGAAACAGAGAGACAUCGCUCUCACUCUCUUCACACCCGCCGAGGGCGAGGACAAGCAGCUGGCCGCCUACUACUACCCGAUUCUUGGCAAGACUCGUCUCAAGCCCGAGCGUGCCCGCACGAUCGCGCAAGCCGGCCUGGCCCCCAAUGCAUCUCAGACGCAGGAGGACCAAAUCGACCAGAUGCAGGUGGUGGUUCGUGACCCCGACGAGGCUGAGAUGUACAAACGCUCUCUUCACCGCGCGAACAUCGACCCGAAGUUCGCAAGCACACUACCCCCACCACCCGAGCCUCCUGUCGAGGAACAAGAGCAGCCCGAUGAGGGCGAUGCUGGUGAGAAUGCAGCUUCUCCUGAUGCAGCUGACGAGGACACUCGAAUGAGCGAUGAGUAG
Penicillium cinerascens is the source of this 3528-nucleotide messenger RNA. RefSeq lists its product as uncharacterized. Bases 1 to 3528 code for a protein of 1175 amino acids. Gene Ontology annotation, molecular function: chromatin binding; RNA polymerase II complex binding. NCBI's taxonomy places the organism in Eukaryota, Fungi, Ascomycota, Eurotiomycetes, Eurotiales, Aspergillaceae. Gene Ontology annotation, cellular component: Cdc73/Paf1 complex. Gene Ontology annotation, biological process: transcription elongation by RNA polymerase II. The transcript is spliced from 7 exons. The record is from RefSeq and is a predicted model, not a curated record.